Molecule: messenger RNA, 1906 nt
Organism: Prunus dulcis (almond)
Lineage: Eukaryota; Viridiplantae; Streptophyta; Magnoliopsida; Rosales; Rosaceae
Product: integrin-linked protein kinase 1
Exons: 12
Coding region: 135-1514 (459 amino acids)
Biological process (GO): protein phosphorylation
Molecular function (GO): ATP binding; protein kinase activity; protein binding
Source: RefSeq, a predicted model, not a curated record
CGUUACUACCAAAAACACUUUCCCAACGAAACCGUCGCGUAUAUAGCAAAAAAUUUGCAAAUAGAGAAAAGCACUUCAGCUACUACUGUCUACAGCUCAGCGAAGGAAAUUUGUGCUUGUCUGAGAAGCUGACAAUGGAUGUGAAAACGACGCCGCUGAGGUUCACUUUGGGGAAGCAGUCGUCGUUGGCGCCGGAGUGUGAAUGGGAGAAGCUCGUGGUGGGCGAGGGGGAGGAUGAUCCGGAGGGGAUCGAUCCCCGAGUGAAGCUCAUGUAUUUGGCCAAUGAAGCCGAUUUGGAUGGGGUCAAGGAGCUGUUGGACUCCGGGAUCGAUGUGAAUUUCAAGGACAUCGAUGAUCGGACGGCUCUCCAUGUCGCCGCGUGUCAGGGCCUCACCGACGUCGUUUUGCUACUGCUCGAGCGCGGAGCUGACGUUGACCCCAAAGACCGAUGGGGAAGCACCCCUCUUGCAGAUGCUAUAUACUAUAAGCAUAACGAUGUGAUCAAGCUUUUGGAGAAGCGUGGGGCAAAGCCUCUGAUGGCUCCCAUGCACGUUAGGUAUGCCAGAGAAGUCCCAGAAUAUGAAAUUGAUCCCAAAGAACUUGACUUUACCGACAGCGUUGAAAUAACCAAGGGAACAUACCGUAUAGCAUCCUGGCGAGGAAUACAGGUUGCUGUGAAAAGGCUGGGGGAGGAAGUGCUUAUUGAUGAGGAUAAAGUGAAGGCAUUCAGGGAUGAGCUUGAAUUUCUUCAAAAGAUACGACAUCCGAACGUAGUCCAAUUUUUGGGUGCAGUGACUCAAAGCAGUCCAAUGAUGAUUGUAACAGAAUAUUUGCCUAAGGGAGACCUUUGUGCAUUUUUGAAAAGAAAAGGAGCAUUACGGCCAACUACAGCUGUAAGAUUGGCACUUGAUAUUGCAAGGGGAAUGAGUUAUUUGCAUGAGAAUAAGCCAGAAGCAAUAAUUCAUCGUGAUCUUGAGCCAUCGAAUAUAUUGCGGGAUGAUUCCGGGCACCUGAAAGUUGCGGAUUUUGGAGUUAGCAAGUUGUUGACAGUUAAAGAGGAUAAACCUUUGAUUUGUCAAGACACUUCAUGUCGAUACAUAGCUCCUGAGGUUUCCAAGAAUGAAGAAUAUGAUACCAAAGUAGAUGUAUUCUCUUUUGCUCUAAUUCUACAAGAGAUGAUAGAAGGCUGCCCACCAUUUUCUGCCAAGAAAGAUAAGGAAGUUCCAAAAGCAUAUGUUGAAAAAGAGCGCCCACCUUUUAGAGCUCCACCAAAGCUUUAUGGACAUGGUCUGAGAGAGUUGAUUGAGGAGUGCUGGAAUGAGAAUCCAGCUAAAAGACCAGCUUUUAGGCAAAUAAUAUUGAGGCUGGAAUCUAUUCAUAACUCUCUUGGUCAUAAAAGGCGUUGGAAGGUUAGACCGUUGAAGUGCUUUCAAAACAUAGAAGCCAUGUUAAGGAAAGAUCACUCCGGUCGGGGCAGCAGAAGUCGUUCAUCACGUUCUACCAGCAGCAUAUAAAAUGGAAAUCUUUUCUGCAUUUGUCUUAACAGCCAGUAGAAGUUGCUAUUUCCAGCUUGGUGACAGAAAGAAAGUUAUCAAAGCAGCAGAGCAUGGUUGUUCCUUGCGUGUGUAAUUCACUAAUUAGUCCUUCAAUUUGAAUGCUUCCAAAUUUUUUUAGCUCUCCCUUUGAUAUCCUGGGCUGAGAAUCACCUCGUGUAUAAUAUGUUUUGCAUAUAAGUACAUUUUAUCUGUAAUCAUAAUAUUUGUUUCCAAUAAUUUUUUUUUCUUUGCAUCCCCGUGAGUCGCGUGAACUUCAUGCUGAUGCCGAACUUUUGAAUUUGUAAGAUAAAUCCUUGUAAACUGUAUGUAACCUUUGGAUGAAUGAUAUUGUUUGACUCGAUUUAGGUUGA